CGGCAGCGGCACUGGCAGUGGCAGAAGCAGGCAUAUGCGAAGUGUGUUGUUCCGUCUGCCUGUAUAUGUGUGUAUAUUUUUGGAGAGUUCUUUGAACCGGCGGACAGCCAGACAACAAAGGCAGUUAAAUUGUGGUGCAUGCAGUUACCAUUGAGGAUUCUUUGACCUCUCAUCUCCGGCGGUGCGCAAAUAGCGCGCCGCUCCAGGACCUCGAUUUGCGACACAAUCGUCGUCGGUUGUCGAUCGUUGACAUCAAUUUGCGGGCAGGCAAACUGUGCCACAGACGCUAGUGAUUCUUGCAGUUUCUAGAAUGCUAAAUCCAUGACCUUGCUCUUGGUGAUGAUGAUGAUGUUGAUGAUGAUGAACUUCUAGGUGUGAGACUUUAAAUGAUGCAAACAGUUCAAUUAGUCAGCAUUAGAAUCAGUGUGACUCAGUGUUUAUUUCACCGAAUUUUCUGAGACGUCAUUUUCAGUGUAAAUCUAUUCCGCAUUUAGUUCUGGGCUCCCGGGAUGUGCAAUGCCGCGUGUUUCGUGUGAAGACUGUAUAUGGGGAAACCUGAUGAGAUGUACUAAGACGAACUAUGAUGGUUGCGGAAUUUGUAACACGACAACAGAACGGUUCGCCAAUCAACGGUGAAAUACCCGGUCAGAAUCACAACAACUCCAACAUGCCCGCACACAGUGCCUUGCUAAUGGGUAGCGACUCUACCGGACGCGGAAGCCCCGUCAGCCCGGGCUCAGACUACAAUGGCAACGGGUAUGAUCUGGCGUCGCAUCUACAGCGCAAGGAGCUUUUCUCCCAGCGCAAGCAACGCGAGUUCAUCCCAGACAAUAAAAAAGACGACAGCUAUUGGGACCGUAGACGCCGCAACAACGAGGCGGCCAAGCGAUCUCGCGAGAAGCGUCGCUUCAACGAUAUGGUUCUGGAGCAGCGUGUCGUCGAACUGACCAAGGAGAACCACGUGCUGAAGGCCCAGCUGGAUGCAAUCAAAAACAAAUACAAUAUUUGCGGAGAGAAUUUGGUAAGCGUUGACCAGAUCAUGGCAACCCUGCCGACCAACGAACAGGUGCUGAGUUCGACAAAGCGUGUGAAAAUCAACAGCACCGCACCGAUAGUAUUCCCACUGGCAAGGACUCCGGUACCGCAGCCUUCAUUAACACCACAACCCGUGCCGGUACAGGUACCACAGCAUCAUCAUCAGCCUCACGCACCUCAGCAAGUUUUACAACAGCAGCAGCAGCAGCAGCAGCAACAACAGCAGCAACAGCACCCGACCCAGUCCCAGCCACCCCAGCAACAAUCACAGCAAGCCGCAGUCAUUCACCCCAAUCCAAACAUCGAAUCUCCCCCGCCGCCACAAUCGAUCGCCUCCCAGCUGCAGCAGAUCACAAUCCAGCACACAAACUCACACUACAGUCACCACCACUCGCCUGCCGCCAUCUACCGUGAGUACGAGCCACUGACCAACGGCAGCGGUAGCAGCCGGUGUGAUAGUAAACAGCGCGACUCCGCCAUCCGGAGUCCCCUUGCCAGAGUCGACCUGCUGGAGCGUGAUGAACAUCGCAAUGAAUCGUUGGUCGAUCAGCGCGACCGAGACCGUGAUCGUGAACGUGAACACGAUCGCGACGACGUUCCUGCCCUGCCGGUUCCUACCUUCGGCUCGACAAACUCGCACAUCAGCGGACCGCACAUCUCGCACCAUCCGUACGCCGGUCCCUACUCUAUUCCGAACUAUCCGGUCAGCUAUGCCAACAAUCUCUACCCGUCGCCACCGCGAGAGAUCAACGCCCUGCUUACCGCCAACGUCCUAAACCUCAGCCGUCGUGCUCCGUCCCCGUACGAAACGUCCAACGGAACGGGCUCGAACAGCAGUCACAGUAGUUCCGGUGACGAUGAGCACGAGCGCGAACAAAUUCACGAUCACAACAACAGCCUACCGGUCAAGCUGAGGCACAAAUCACACCUAGGCGACAAGGACGCAGCCACCGCCCUCCUGGCCCUGCAAAACAUCAAGCAAGAGCCCCAGCUGCGAGCCUCCUCGCCCUGGGACGAUGGCGAUGGUUCCUCCGAUGAGCGCGACUCUGGCAUCUCCACGGAAUGGCCAACCAAGGCGGAACAGAAAAUGAUGGUUCCCCUUCCGUCAUCACCUCCGUCCAUUUCGGUGUCUCCGAUCGCGUCGAACGUGGCCAUUGCCGGCCCAGCGGGUAACAUGAUCGGCGGCAAGAUAACCUCGAUUCCGGCUUCCGUCGUCAUCAGCAAGAAGGCUGAGGAAAACAUCCAUCUCCAGUCGAAAUUGGCCCGGCUGGAGUCGGAAGUGGCCACUAUCAAGAACAUGAUGAUUUCCAACACUACUGGCAGCGGAUUUGGUGUCACAGCCGCGGCUCAAUGACGGAAGCGGAACGCCUGGAAUCGGGAGAUUUAGUUCGGUGUGGUCCGUAGCUCACAAUUGUGAUGAAGAAGGAACAACCGCGAAGGUGCGAAAAGUGGAACUGUGUAAACGGGAAAAGAAAGCAGAAGCAAAAAUAGGCACGCCUUUCAGCAGUAAGAUAUGGUGGAAUGUGUUUUUUUAUAUAAGCAAGAAGAGAAUAUUUAUUACUACUUAUUAAGCAGAAAGAUAGCAUUUUCGUCAGUUGUUAUUUUUGUUAGAUAAGCAUGAUCUGCUUAAGCGAAAGUUGAACUGACCGAUAAUGGUAAAGUGAACUGAUAAGGCAGCUGUAUGGGAGAAGGGAACAGAGUGCGCAAGGAAUAAUAGUCCAUGUUCGAUAGCCUAGUUUUUUUUUCCUAACGGAGCUGCUUGAAGCAACCACACAAAGAAAAGCCAAGCAGCCUUUAUCUUCAGGGAAGAUUGUGUAGCACAGAAUGCCACAGGCGAACAGAAGCAAACUUCAAGCAGCUGCUGGAGAGGUUUUGUAUAUACCAGCUUUAUCAAACUGGCUGGCACCGAGUUUCGGAAAUGUGAUAUAUUUUUUUGUUUGCUAUAUCAGUUUGAGGAAUGCAACCUUCAUUUGAGGUCACUGCUUUAAAAACGAAGCGUGAACUCGAACGGAAGGUGGAUUUUAAUUUAUUUAUCGUCCUAUAAGUACCACAGUUAUGUAGCUUGUAAGUGAUAACAGAAGAAAUUUGUGAAAUUUCCACUCGUACUGUUAUAUCUUUGACGCCAUCACCGGGAUAUAAAACUAGGUGAUAGUGCAGGGCUCCGCACUGCGGAAGGCCCCAAAUCCUACGAGAUCGACGGCGCAGUUAUUAGCGAGUUUUUUUUACCUUUGUAUGAAGCAUAAACAUCAAAUUGAUUAAUCGAGUAAAUUUACUUUCCACAAAGUUUAGCCGACUUUCAGAACUGAUCUUAAAAACACUACUUACAAAAUAACUAAUUCUGUACUACUCACUAUGCAGUAGCUAUUAUUCGGUAGUUUUAAAAUUGUCAUUUUAAAUUGUAAUUAAGUGAAGAUAUGAGAACAUCAAGUGUAUAAUUUGUAUCAAAUUUAUGUAUUUAAAUAUAUAUAUUUUUAAAAAAAGUCA
This is a messenger RNA of Wyeomyia smithii (pitcher-plant mosquito), 3519 nucleotides long. It is a transcript of the gene vri, whose product is annotated as myb-like protein AA. Gene Ontology annotation, biological process: regulation of DNA-templated transcription; circadian rhythm. The transcript is spliced from 3 exons. The coding region runs from base 581 to 2389 and encodes 602 amino acids. Lineage: Eukaryota; Metazoa; Arthropoda; Insecta; Diptera; Culicidae. Gene Ontology annotation, molecular function: DNA binding; DNA-binding transcription factor activity. The record is from RefSeq and is a predicted model, not a curated record. Gene Ontology annotation, cellular component: nucleus.